AUGACCGGCUCCGCGGCCGACACUCACCGCUGCCCCCACCCCAAAGGCGCCAAAGGCACCCGGUCCCGGAGCAGCCACGCGCGGCCCGUGAGCCUCGCCACCAGCGGGGGCUCGGAGGAGGAGGACAAAGACGGCGGGGUGCUGUUUCACGUUAACAAGAGCGGCUUCCCCAUCGACAGCCACACCUGGGAGCGCAUGUGGAUGCACGUGGCCAAGGUGCACCCCAAGGGGGGAGAAAUGGUGGGCGCCAUCAGGAACGCCACCUUCUUGGCAAAGCCUUCGGUACCCCAGGUUCCGAACUACAGGCUGUCGAUGACGAUCCCAGACUGGCUCCAGGCAAUCCAGAACUACAUGAAGACACUACAAUACAAUCAUACAGGGACCCAGUUCUUUGAAAUUAGGAAAAUGAGACCGCUGAGUGGGUUAAUGGAAACAGCGAAAGAAAUGACUCGGGAGUCCUUGCCCAUCAAAUGCCUUGAAGCUGUCAUCCUGGGCAUAUACUUAACCAAUGGACAGCCUUCCAUCGAGCGAUUCCCCAUCAGCUUUAAAACCUACUUCUCAGGAAACUACUUUCACCAUGUUGUGCUGGGGAUUUAUUGCAAUGGCCACUAUGGCUCGCUGGGCAUGAGCCGAAGGGCUGAGCUGAUGGACAAGCCGUUGACCUUUCGGACUCUGAGUGACCUCAUCUUUGACUUUGAAGACUCCUACAAGAAGUACCUGCACACAGUGAAGAAGGUCAAGAUUGGGCUGUAUGUCCCCCACGAGCCUCAUAGCUUUCAGCCCAUUGAGUGGAAGCAGCUGGUCCUCAAUGUCUCAAAGAUGUUGAGGGCUGACAUAAGGAAGGAACUGGAGAAAUAUGCCAGGGACAUGAGAAUGAAGAUCCUGAAACCUGCAAGUGCCCAUUCUCCAACCCAAGUGAGAAGCCGGGGGAAGUCCCUGUCCCCCCGAAGGAGACAGGCGAGCCCCCCGAGACGGCUCGGCAGGAGAGACAAGUCGCCUGCACUGCCUGAGAAGGUAGCUGACCUCAGCACGCUGAAUGAGGUGGGCUACCAAAUCCGAAUUUAGGCAAGCCAUAUCAGCCAGCAAGAGGGCUUCCAUGGUGCUUCUCUCUGCACUUUACCCCAGCAUCUUCAGGAGGAACUGCAACUAUUUAUUGAGAACCUGUGGAUUUUAUUUUUAAGGAUUCACUUGGACAUGGAAUCUGAGUGGGUGGUAACAAUUAAUGUUGAAAUUCACCAAGGGGCCACCAUGAAAAGGCUGAAGUAAGAAACCCCACCGGGGUUGGACUAUCUCCCUCACUACAGAUAGAAAGGGAAAUAUGUAACUGUAGUUUUUUUAUCUUCCCAUUGACCUACUUUUUGUUUACUUGCUUUUGAACAUGAUGCCUCCUCACCAGUAGUGUAUGUUACUGAAACCCUCCCUCCUACUUUUGAUAUAGUAAGGUAACUCAGCCAGUAUUAAUGUCUUUUUUCAGCAAUAACAGAGGCAAAGAUUGGUGGGAUUUUUUUUUUAAGCAGUCAAUAUUACCUCAGCAUCUUGACAUCAGAUAUGCAAACUUAAUGGUUUUUUUUUUUUUUAAUUCUAUUUGUAUUGUUUCCCCAAUAUUUCCAAUGGGGAUCUCCACAAAGUUUGGAAUUUUUUCCUGGUACACACAUAAUGGGAGUUAAGGUAUUAUAUCAAGUGUUUUACUAAAAAGCACUGAAAUUCUUCUGGCAAUACGGGAAACUAUUUCCAGGAUCUUGGAGUUACUUCUUUCUUAAUCUUUCUUAAAGUAUUCACUGACAGCGGUUUUUUGUUCUUUCAAAACAAAAAGCACGAUCAGAAGGUAGUCUGUGUUCUGUCACUAACAUUUAAACUUUGCAAACUCCAGCAAAAAAAGCACAAGAGGUCAUGGCACUGUGACACACAUUUAGCAGUAUUGCAAUUACCUCUGACAAUCACACACUCAGAAAGGCAGAGGCCAGGAAUCAAUCAGCAGAGUCUUGAGAACCAGUUAACCUUUCUGUUCACGUGCCAUCUGAUUUUUAAACUCUGAGUCAGGCCUUGAUUCUGAAGGACUCACUGUUGUCAGAGACGUGUUCUGAUGUCUUAUAUUAAGACCAAGUGUGGCACGAUGUGAUCCCUUUCCAGUCCCUUGCUUUUAAGUACCACUUCAUGACAUUUAGGAACUGAUAUUGGAAAAUGCGAUGAAUUAGCGAAGCAGAACCUUUUCUUAAAUGGAAAAGUCUUCAGGUACAGUGUUCCAUCUUAGAGCGUGAUGGAGUCCGUGAAAGACAGUGUAUCUGUGUAACUUCUGACUGCAGACCGCACAGAGGAACUCUACCCGCCAAGUCUAUAUGUUAUCAACAUCAAGAGCAUGCUUCCGUUUCAUCUGUUGUAGCUCAACGGCCGUGCCAACUCGUGAGCCCGACGCGCAGAUGUAAGUGAAGUCUGCUAGUCAACAGAAGUGUUAUCUCAGUUGAGGGCUUCCUCUCUGGCUUUCUUUGCCUGAAGGUGAUUUUAGAAAGGGGAGUAGAAAAAUAAUCUGCUCACUGAGAUUCUUUACCAGUAAAACCACUGAAGGUGACUUCAUCCCUCGGCCGUGUGUGCAUGAGCUCACUCUAUGCUAAAACUCAAUGGCAUUAAUAGAAAGUCGUAUUUUCUUGAAAAAGAAGGAAGUUUAGUGUCCUUUAUGUGAAAAGGACCAAGUAAGUAUACAUC
This is a messenger RNA of Callorhinus ursinus (northern fur seal), 2700 nucleotides long. Lineage: Eukaryota; Metazoa; Chordata; Mammalia; Carnivora; Otariidae. The record is from RefSeq and is a predicted model, not a curated record.